AUGGAGCAGAAAGUAUCAUUCUCAUCAUGCCAAGAACCCAUUGUGUGGCCCUCAGAAAAGUGUGUUGCACUAAUCACUGGGGCAAACAAAGGCAUUGGAUUCGAAGUAGCACGUCAAUUGGGUCGUAAAGGUAUAUUGGUACUGGUUGGCUCUCGGGAUCUCGUAAAAGGCAGUAUGGCAAUGGAGAAAUUAAAGAUUGAAAAUAUUUUUGCACAGCUUAUGGAGAUCGAUGUCACAAAUCAGCAGACAAUUGAUCGUGCAGUAGCGAGAGUGGAAAAAGAAUAUGGGCAUUUAGACAUAUUAAUAAAUAAUGCAGCAGUACAGCAUGAAGGAGAAGCACCUAGUGAAACAAAGAUGGAGAAGCUACAUCAGACGUUCGAGGCCAACUUUUUCGGGGUAUUUUCCGUGACAAAGGCAUUCAUUCCACUUCUACAAAAGUCACCUAAUGGUGCACGUAUCAUAAACGUAUCUAGUCAAUUAGAUUUUAACUUUCGUUUUCUAGGAUCAUUUGGAAAUCAUAUAAAGGGUAGAAAUAAACUAGCAUAUUCGUGUUCAAAAGCAGCGUUAAAUAUGAUGACAUAUCAAUUUGCAAAAGAGUUCCAAGAUAAACGGAUGCGUAUUACAAUAAAUUCAGUGGAUCCAGUGUAA
Adineta ricciae is the source of this 648-nucleotide messenger RNA. The record is from the annotation of a GenBank genome assembly. NCBI's taxonomy places the organism in Eukaryota, Metazoa, Rotifera, Eurotatoria, Adinetida, Adinetidae.